AUGGUGACCUCGGUCGAAGCGGUUUCUUUCCCUAUCGCUGGACGGUCUCGAUCGUCCCUUUCGAGUUUGCUAGGCAAACGAUCUGUCGACAUUGGGGCCUUCGGAAAUGGGAGCACGAAAGUAUACAACCAUGGCGACAUGAGCUAUUAUACCAACAUCACACUUGGUGGCACGGAGUUCUCGGUCGAGAUUGACACCGGAAGCUCCGACUUAUGGGUUUCUGGAGACGUACCUAAUACGAAAAACCUCAGCAUUGAGGCCGAAGUAGAUUAUGUAGAUUCAUCAGCAAAAGGGUUUAUCAACACAGCCGAUAUGGUAUUUGGCGAUUUCACAAUCAAAGACCAAGCCUAUAUUAACGCCAUUCCUCCCCCCGAUACGCCUGAAAACGGCGGCUUAAUCGGGCUGGGGCCGGCCGUCUCCUCCGAAAUCCUUGCAAAAAUCAACGGCACUGCUGGUGCACCUCCACUUGACCGGAUCUUCCUCCAGAAUGCUUCGACACCAAAUUUCCUUUCCGUCCUUCUCAGUCGCCAGACAGAUGGGAAGUCCGGGAGCACAGCAUCACAGACAGGUCAACUGACCAUCGGAUCCGUCAUUCCAAAGCUUGAGGAUAUUACGAAACAGAAGAAGCUAUCGGCUCUCCGUGACGAGUUUGGUAUCCAGCAUUGGCAAACAUUACUUGACGAGGAUGGGAUAAUAGGACCUGAUGGCGAGAACUUGUUAACGAAGACAUCCAUUCCUGACCCGAAGCAGGGCACCACCAACCAGUUGCACGUCAUGUUCGACACAGGCUACAGUUUCCCGCCGGUCUCUAGGGAGAUUUCAGAUGCUAUCUACGGACGUGUGCCGGGUGCGGUGUUUGUUACUCAGGACGGUUCUGAAUCUCCGGGUUACUGGCGAGUGCCUUGCGACUAUGAGCUGAACGUCACUUUCUCCUUUGGUGGAGUCAAGUAUCCGAUUGCACCCUUGGAUUUAACUAUGCCUGAGCAAGGCGACUCUUCUGAAAAACUCACGACCUGCAUGUCAACUUUCCAACAAAUUCCGCCAUCUGUCGCAGAUCAUACACGGUUUGGAGGGAUCGACGCGAUACUCGGCAUGGCGUUUUUGCGAAACGCUUAUUUAUUGAUCAACUUUGGAGACUUCGUUGACGGUUCAAACACCUCCGUCGCAGAUCCAUAUAUUCAACUUCUUUCUGUGACUGGCCCAGCGGCGGCACACAAGGAUUUUGUCAAUGCGCGUCUAGGUGGAUUAGAUAAGACUGGCUCGCAACCAGCUCUGCUUCCCGAAAGCGAAGCGAAACAUUCUCCCCAGACGAAAGCGGAUGCUAACACCAGCUCGUUAAGCAGGUCACACCGUAAAGUCAACAACAGAAUUAAAGGCCCUUAUUACAAGUCUUGUCAUUUCAUCACCGUCUCUGUAGUUGGUGUGCUGCUGCUGGCUGCAGUUGUCUUCUUCAUUUUCUCACGUUUUCGUGCGCGGAGGAAGAGGGCAUGCAUGGUCCAGGAGUUUAAGCCCGCAAUGGCUGGAGUAAACGUAUACGCUCCGAUGACUGAUCCUGUGUCGCGCCCGCAAAGUGUCUAUUAUGCCUAA
Messenger RNA from Fomitiporia mediterranea MF3/22, 1587 nucleotides. Its product is annotated as acid protease. The transcript is spliced from 6 exons. Gene Ontology annotation, biological process: proteolysis. Gene Ontology annotation, molecular function: aspartic-type endopeptidase activity. NCBI's taxonomy places the organism in Eukaryota, Fungi, Basidiomycota, Agaricomycetes, Hymenochaetales, Hymenochaetaceae. Bases 1 to 1587 code for a protein of 528 amino acids. The record is from RefSeq and is a predicted model, not a curated record.